CCAACCGAUUUUCGAACGCAAAUGCAAAUUGUUUAACAUGUGGAAAUUUUUAAUCAUUUGUGUCGUAAUGAGCGCUUUGAAUAAUGAAGGUGACGCCGCAUCCAGUCGCACUCCAGUUCGUCGUCGUCGAGGCUAUGCUGGAAGCUAUGCGGGCAGCAGCGCGAGCAGUGAUGGAGGAGUAGGUGGUUACGUGGGUGGUUACAAUGACUACGAUGAUUACAACAACUACGCACCACACUUUGGCAUUACGGAUCCCUAUCUCUUCCACCAGCAGCUGACUAACCACAUUCUGGCCCAGAACUAUGCGAACCAACAAGCUAUAACGGGUCUGGCCGCCUCUGGUAAUGCUUUUGUGUCAGCGGAUGCAUCGAUAAGCAACGAUGACACUCGCAUCCAACAGCAAAUUGCCGCCCAGCAAGCCUUCCAUGACAACCUAGCCUAUCAGAACAGAUACCGCGGUGGCUCUAGCGGUGGCUCCAGCGGUGGUUACAGCGGUGCUUCCAGCGGUGGUUACAGUGGUGCCUCUAGCGGCUCUGGCAGCGGUGGCUCCUACAACUCACAUCGCUAUGCGCCUAGUUAUGCCCUUGCCUCCGGCUCCAUUGGAUCGAAUGGUCACAGACAGACCGCCUAUAUCAGUCCUGCCAACCCGGCCUCGCCCAACAUUGUCAAUCGCUUCGGCUCCAGCUCUAGCUCCAGCUCAAGUGGAGGUGGCGGCGGCGGUGGCGGUUACAAGGGCGUCUCCGUGAGCUCUUUCAGCAGCAGUAAUGGCGAUGGCACUAGUCGACGUGGAGCUCAGACCACCAUCAACGAUAAUGGCAAGGUGACGUCUUACUCUGUGCACUCCUAAAGAUGAAUUUCUUCGGUGCAAUUCGCGAGGAAAAUCAACUCAAUUUUAUUUUUGGUGUUUAGCAUUUUAUAAAACUUUACAUUUGGAAAGCAGUUAAUCAAAUUGCAUUUGUAUGUGUUGAACACAAAUAUAUACAUAUUAUAUAUAUCUAUAUUUAAAUAUACACAAUCUGCAUGACUUUCUCAUUUAA
Molecule: messenger RNA, 1037 nt
Organism: Drosophila albomicans
Lineage: Eukaryota; Metazoa; Arthropoda; Insecta; Diptera; Drosophilidae
Product: RNA-binding protein FUS
Exons: 5
Coding region: 38-847 (269 amino acids)
Source: RefSeq, a predicted model, not a curated record